AUGCUCUCGAGCAUCGAGCAGCAGCAGUUAAGUCUAAAAUAUGACUUGAAUUACGUCGACGAGCGGGGUACGUCGCACUUUCACUUGGCCUGCCGGUACGGCUUUGACGACGUUGUCCAAAAAUUUAUUGAGCUCGGACAGGAUCCCAAUUGUCUCGAGCAACCAUCGACUGAUUCACCGUUACAUUUGGCACUGAAAUUUGGACGUAAAUAUUCGCUCGAAUUGUUGCUGCGUAACGGCGCUGAUCCAAACGCUGUCGAUUCGAAGGGCUUGUCAGCUCUGCAUCUGAUUUGCCAGGAACUAAAUUUUCAUAAUAACGAGAAGGACGACGGGGUCGGACUAUUCUUCGGUAUCAUCGCCGAAACAGGUCAGGGGGUGCAGCUCAAUUUGCGGGACAAGUUGGGUAAUACUCCUCUACAUUACGCAUUGCACUGCAACAAUACGAAGGCAGCCCAGUGUUUGUUGUCAAGAAGAGCCGAUCCUAAUGUAGCCAAUAACGAAGGGUCGACUCCAUUGCAUGUUAUUUGUCAGUGUUACUACGACAAUACCAUGUCGGAAGAAUUCUUCAGGAUUACCCAAAAUCGUCGUCAGGCACAGGUCAACGCCCAGGACAAAUUCGGAAUGACGCCAUUGCACUGGGCUCUGCGCUACAGAGAGCUGCAUAUUAUUUGCCAGAAACAUCAAGAUAAUGGAUUAGCAGAGAUACUCUUCAAGUUCGGCAACAAAAGGCAUCAAACCAUACGGGUCGACGUCCGAGACAAGAAGGGCCGGACACCGCUGCAACUGGCCGUGGCGAAUCUCUUGCCGAAAGCGGUCGAUCAGCUCUUGAAUCAUGGCGCUGAUGAUCUGUCUACUUUCGUUUUUCCCUCUUCGACACUGGAUCCGAAAGAUUUUAGUCACUCGGACGUUUUCAAAUUGACACUAGCGUCGAGGACCAUGUGCGUCGUUCAACUCCUAGAGGAAGCAGGACACGAACUGAACAUAACGGACAUUUUGACGAUUAUGGAUUCGUUCGCAAAAUAUGGAAAUUGGAUGGCGACCCAAAACAGCGGCGAAACUAGUCACUAG
Molecule: messenger RNA, 1068 nt
Organism: Trichogramma pretiosum
Lineage: Eukaryota; Metazoa; Arthropoda; Insecta; Hymenoptera; Trichogrammatidae
Product: ankyrin-2-like
Exons: 3
Coding region: 1-1068 (355 amino acids)
Molecular function (GO): protein binding
Source: RefSeq, a predicted model, not a curated record